Molecule: messenger RNA, 4147 nt
Organism: Coturnix japonica (Japanese quail)
Lineage: Eukaryota; Metazoa; Chordata; Aves; Galliformes; Phasianidae
Source: RefSeq, a predicted model, not a curated record
GGAAGCUGGGGUGUGGCGGGUGCCACCCACUGCUCCUGGCCAAAGUUGAGCAGAGCAGCAGCCGGCAGCACCCAGGGGUCGGGCAGCACCUGGCUUCCACCGAUGGCCCCGGUGCUGCCGUGGGGUUUGGCUGCUGCUGCACCCAUUGGGUUCCUGCUAUUGCUGUUCCUCUGCGCCCUCUGCCCCAGGACGAGCGGCCGCUUCUCCACCCAGAGCACCGGGAACGCCGCAGGGAACUCCGGGCUGGUGACGCUGUCGGGACCGGACUGCAGCGAUGGGGGAGCAGCGCUGCUGGGAGGUUCAUCGCCUUGCAGCAGGACAGAUGUCACCAAUGAGGGGAACACGGGCAUCUCCGGGUCACCACAACCCAACACAUCCCCUACAUCCUCCCAGAGGACCCCAGACUUCCUUCGGCACCGGCAGCUCCCGCUGCUGCCCAGUGACACCACAGAGCCCACAGUGCAGGAUGCUCAGGGGCCCAUCUACGAAAGCAUCCGCUACAAAUCCCAGCAGCUCAGUGCUGGGCUGGAGAAGCCCUACAGGGACAGUGGGGACAGUGGGGACUCCAUGCAGGGCGUUGUUGUGCAAGAGGAGCCGUGCAGCACAGGCAGCCCCAUACCUGUGUAUGCUCGCAUCUGCAAAGUGCCCCGGGCACAGCAGCACACGGUGCCCAACAGCACUGAGUCUGAGGAAGAGGCAGCUCCAGCACUGCCAGAGAAACGCUUUGACAUCCUUUAGGAUGGGAUGGAAGGAUCUCUGGAUUGGACACUUGGAAAAGGCUGGGUGCUAGGGAAAGGUUCUGCUCCAGAGGGCAGUGGGAACAGCCCCAACCUGCUGGAGCUCAUGGAGCUUUGGGACUCUGCUCUCAGACACAGGCUUUGAGUUUUGAGUGUUCUACUGGGACAUCCCCACACGUCUGCAGCCCUGCGACCAGCUCUGUGCUCCCCUUGCACUGAUGCAGCAUGGGCAACUCAGGGUCUUCUCAGAUCACGGCAUCCCAGAGCUUUCCCCCCAGAAAUACCAAGCUGCAUCCCAUGGGGACACAGAGUAAUUCCCUGUGCCACUUUGCUCUGCUUCAAGCAGUGGCUUUGCUGGGGCGGAGUCAGAUGGAGCAGAAAGGGAUUUUGCUUUAAAGGAGAAAAAAAAAACCCAAACACACUAAUAAGAAGUAUGGCCCUUUGACGUGACUGCUGGCACGGGAGCCGGGGACGUUUCUGUUCUCACUUGUUGAUGGUUGGCAGCAUGUUGCAUGGGGUGACUCAUUUCGGUGCAAGAUCUGGGGAGCUUUCGGAGCCAGGGGAAAUCAGGGACAUUCCUCAGCCCUCUGCUCAGCACUUCCUAAUGUUCCCAGAGGUGCCCUAAGCCACUGCAGGGCAGUGCUGGAGGAAAUCCUUGUGCUUCAGGGUUGCAGUGCUGGGGAAAUCCCUGUGCUGUAGGGUCCAGAGGUGCUCAUGUGCUGAGAGCUCCGCAGUGACAUAUGGGCAUGGCCCCAUUUUAGCUGCUAGAUAAUCACUUCCAGUUGCUCACCUGCUGUCCUACACACUCACCUGCCUUCCUAUAUGCUCAUUCACCACCUCAGACAACCAUCUAUGCAUGUCUACCUUCCUAAACACUCCUGCAUUCCUACACUCUUGCUGCAUAUUCAUCUGCCUCCACAUACACCGCUCUCUACACCCAUCUGCCUUCCUAUACAGUUAUCUCCCCUUCUAUAAGCUCACACUGGGCUUGGAGGGGAGCCCAAAGGUGGGCAGUGGGGGGAAUAUUCACAAGAAUCUCCAUAAGUGCUACACACAAGAGAUGCGACCCAGACAGUGGUAGAGCAGUGUCAGCUCCUGGAGUGGCUCCCCAGCAAAAGCAAGCAGGCUCCAGGGCUGCGCCUUGGCCGCUGUUACCCUCAGGUGUUACGGGUUUUCUUUGCGUGCCGCUCAAAGGACAAGUUGGUUAAUGAUUAAUCUUCUAUCUUGAAUGAAGCGGAGGGGAAGAACGAGGGCUGGCUGGUGGUGAGCAGCUCUUCAUGGAGCUCCACAUUGCAGUAGCUUGGAUCCUCUCAGUUCCCAAAAUAAGCCCAGAUGAGAUGCAAGAACAAGCAAAGUACACCUGGAGGAGUAUAUUAAAGAAUACUUGGUGCUUGCUGAAGCUGUGCUAGCAGUGCAAAAAAAAGAGCAGCGCUGGGAGAGGAAGCAAAGAGUUAAAAAUGAGAAGGCGAAGGAAGGGAGGGGAAAGAAAAAAAAAGCAAACAGGACAGAGUUUAUUAAAAAAAAAAAAAAAACAACAUAAGGAGGCAAAGAGCAGAAAAGGAAACCUCGUGAGUGUCUCUUCCUCUCUUGGCUUCUCCCUGCUUGGGCUGCAGGGAGGGGGGAGGCUCAGCUGCGUGUGCCUGGAGGAGCUGGGUGCAUGGCACAGCAACCUGCACCAGACCCACUCCUGUGCCCAGGUCUGGCUCUGUCCCACGGUGCCAAUCACAUACAAGCUAUGCCACAAUGUGUGACCACUCACCAGCUGAAUUAUCAACGAUAGGAUGCAGCAGCGGAGCAGCAGAGCAGCUGGCCUGGGGGCUUUGCUGUUACGUGGCCCCAGGCGGUAACAGUUAAAUCUGCAUCAUGUCAGCAACGAGCGUAUAAAAGUCAGGAGCUGGGCAUGCCAAAGCCAGAACUGUGAGCACACUGUGCGCCAAGCAGCUUGUGCAACCACAGACACGCUCGAUGGCUUCUGCUUGACCCCGCUGGUUUUUCAGGCUAUCAGGGAUCCCUGGCAUCGCAUUUCCAAACAUUUUCCUCCUCCCAUGAGAAGACUAAAUCCAGCUUUUGAACACGCGAGCUGCGUUGGCUGGGAGAGCCGUGCCAGCUGCACUGUGCUUCUGCUGAGGGAAAUGGAAUACAAGCAGGCAAACCCUCUCCUUUUUGGUGACUCCCAGGCGCAGGGCUGGCACCAGCUGUGGGCAGCUUCCAGGAUGCAGCUCUUUUCCAGGGGCAUGGAUGCAGCCAGAUUUGAUCAGAGGUACUCAAAGACCUUAAAUUCAGUAACGUUAUUGCUGCCAUCGUGGCCGAUGCACUGUAAAAUAAGGAAAUCCUCCUAAAUCCCGUCGUAGAAUCACAGAAUCGCUCCAGUUGGAAGGGCUUCAUAAGGAUCAUUGAGUCCAAGUCCUGGAAAAUCAGGCAGUGUGACUGAGUGCGUUGUCCAGAUGCUUCUUGGGAUCAUUUGAGAUGCACAUACAGGCACUUCAUGAGACCAUUUUGAGGCGAUGGCCAUCUAAAAUGGACACCACAUCCCAGCACAGAGGCUUUGGCCUCAUUGCUAAAAGACCAAUGGCCAACAUCACAGCACUGAUGAGCUCAGAGUUCCUUUGGGAUGAAACACCCCCAAAAGCUGGGCCAGAGCAUGGAUCCCACAGCCAGACUGCUCUGGCAAGAGAUGAUACAGAGGAGCACCUGCACUUCAAGUCUCAAGGGCUUGGGCUCUUCUGCUGUUUUCAGCUCAUGAUGGGAAUGAGAGUUAGUGCAAGGAGGGUCAGUAGAGCUGCACGAGGCAGCGCAACACCUCAGGAAGUCCAGAUGGAAGCAUCCGGAUCCAUGGAGGAUGCCUGUCAGCAAAACAUCACGCUCUCAUUCAACAGCAUUGGCAGCUAUAAAUUUACAUUAUUUUCUCCUUCCCAUAUUCCUUCCCCAUAUUACUUGAUCCCAUAAGCUGAGGAGUUGAAAAACAGCACAUUUCAAAUGUCUGCAACAAGACUGCAAGAAUAAGAGUCACUUUAAGACUGGAUUUUCACGCUCUGGAGUUGCUCAGAUCUCAGCACACGUUGGUCCUUCAUAUUGUCAAUGACACGUAGGAAAAUUUGGCCAAAAAAAAAUCCUCCAGUUUAUUUGGUUAAUUUGGUCUUGGUGGCGUGGCUCUGAUUCAUCUCGUACCAAAACAAAAUGAACGAUAUUAAUAGACCCAAAAUGUCAGUUAAGCAGUUUAUCCCAAGCUUGUGUACUCAGAAAUGAAUAAUCUCUUGAGGUUGAGGGACAGCGGCCAAAGCACAACGCCAGGCAGAGCAGUGGGUGGGUAAAACCAAGCCAAGCUUAUUCAACUGCUAAGCACUGUUAGUCUCAAGCUAACAUUUAAUAUUAACUGAAAUUAAAGCUGUAACUAAUGAUCAUCCCAUGGA